GGGACUUGCCCGUCUCACUGCGUGAGUGUGAGAGUAUUGAGGCUAGCGAAGAGUAAUAAUGGCGGUGAGGAAGGGGAAACUGUGUUGUGGAUUGCUCCUUGCUGGAGUUACCUGGAAGCUAAGCCAGGCGUCGUUGCUGAAUUUUCGGCCUCCCUGCUGUAGGUGCUGGGAUGAAGGUCCGGAUGAAGCUGAGUUGUUGCCGGCUAGUACUCAGCCCUCGCGGCCACGUGCACGGCUCCCGCCGCCCAGGGAUGGGCAGAAAAUCACGGUGCUGAGCAUCGACGGCGGCGGGAUACGCGGGCUGAUCCCGGCGGUCAUUCUCGCCUCUCUGGAGGAGAAACUCAAAGAGGUGGAGAAGGAGGCGGACCCGGAGGGCGACUGGGAAGACGCCCGGAUAGCGGACUACUUCGACCUGAUCGCGGGGACGAGCACGGGCGGGCUGAUCGCGACGAUGCUGGCGACGCCGAGGCCAGGCGACGAGAACAGGCGGCCACUGUUUGCCGCCAAAGACAUCCGCAACUUCUACUACAAGCACGGGGCUAGCAUCUUCAGUCCCGUGUCCAAAACGGACUCGCUAUUCAGCUGGUUGAACGAUCAAUACCGCGCGUUCGUCAGGGGCGGGCCCAAGUACGACGCCACGCCUCUGGAGGGAAAGAUCAAUAGGCUGACGGGCACCCUCACCCUCGCCGACACCGUCACUAAGAUCCUGGUGCCGGCGUUCGACGUGAGGAGGCUAAACACCGUCACCUUCUCGUCCUACGACGCCCCCGAGAUGCUGAAACCCCAUAAGAAGCAUUACCUGUCGGACGUCUGCCUCGGCACCACGGCCGCGCCGACCUACUUCCGCCCGCACCACUUCUGGUCCCACUACACCGACGGCGACCGCCGGCACCCGUUCCACCUCAUCGACGGCGGCGUGGGCGCCAACAACCCCACCAUGCUUGCCAUAUCGAGGAUCGCCAGGGAGAUACUGUGCGGGAAGAACCCGGAUUUCGAGCCUCUCGAGGAGGACCAGGCUGUGGAUUACAGCAAGUUCAUCGUCAUCUCCAUCGGGACGGGGUCCACCAAGGAGAGGGGGAGGUACAACGCCGAUGACUGUGCCCGCUGGACCGACAUAAAGUGGGUCCGGAAAGACGGCCAUCGCCCAAUCAUCGACAUGUUCGCCCACGCCAGCGAUUUCUGGGUCGACACACACGUCAGCACGCUCCUAGAUGGUCAGAGAUGCAAGAACUACCUCCGCAUACAGGCUCUCAAAGAGGAUGGCUUGGUCGGGCCCAUGUUGUUACUGGACAACGUGUGCAAGCACAACAUGGAUAAUCUGAUCAAGGUCGGCGAAAACCUGCUCCAGAAGAAGGUCACUAAGGUGGACAUGAUCACGAUGAGAUACGAGAAGCAGGACACCGAGAUGACAAACGAGGAAGAGCUCAAGAAUUUCGCCAAGAUGCUCUACGAUGAGCGCAAGCUCCGCCUUGGGAAAGACAAGCAAAAAAGGCCCCGUGUUGAUCAGAAUGAACAAGCGCUGCCUGACGGUGCAAUGACGACAGACACGAAAGCACAGGCAACCGCCGACGAGAUGGCUGAAAAAUGAUUUUCCUGACAGUACGUGAGCUGCUGGCAGGCCGGGCUAGCAUUUGCUAGCUUGCCGGUUCAACCGUUGGAGAUCAUUUUGGCCGACAUGGAUUGUUUCAGGCUCACAUGUGCUAAACCCUGUCUCUGCUGCUACUUUUACCUGCGUGUGUUGUGUUAAUUGCCAGUCGUCGGUCGAAUAAGCUGCUUGUUUGUCGCA
This is a messenger RNA of Zea mays, 1786 nucleotides long. RefSeq names its product patatin-like protein 2. The record is from RefSeq and is a predicted model, not a curated record. Gene Ontology annotation, molecular function: glycerophospholipase activity; monoacylglycerol lipase activity. The transcript has 4 exons. The coding region runs from base 59 to 1588 and encodes 509 amino acids. NCBI's taxonomy places the organism in Eukaryota, Viridiplantae, Streptophyta, Magnoliopsida, Poales, Poaceae. Gene Ontology annotation, biological process: lipid metabolic process.